This is a messenger RNA of Ostrinia furnacalis (Asian corn borer), 1566 nucleotides long. RefSeq names its product Ubiquitin-like activating enzyme 3 (gene Uba3). Gene Ontology annotation, cellular component: cytoplasm; nucleus. Lineage: Eukaryota; Metazoa; Arthropoda; Insecta; Lepidoptera; Crambidae. The record is from RefSeq and is a predicted model, not a curated record. The coding region runs from base 173 to 1525 and encodes 450 amino acids. Gene Ontology annotation, molecular function: NEDD8 activating enzyme activity. The transcript is spliced from 8 exons. Gene Ontology annotation, biological process: protein neddylation.
AUGUGAUUCUUCAUUCUAUUGUACGUUUUGUGCUCUAAUCCAUAACUGUGGUUUUGUCUCGCUGGUGAUUCAUAGCCUAAAACAUACUCUUAGAGCAUCAUAAUAUCUGAACAUUUUCGCCGGUGUUGCGGAAUUCAGGCUGGUGGAACUAUAACAAAAACUUGAUAAAAAGAUGGCUUCUGGUGAAACGCAGACAUUAGAUUAUCAGCAAAGGAGAUGGCAACAUAUCAGGAAGUUGCUGGAGCGCUCGGGCCCAUUUUGUCAUCCAGAUUUCGAACCAUCUGCUGAGAUACUAGAAUUCAUUAUGAACUCCUGCAAGGUUCUUGUUGUAGGAGCUGGGGGCCUUGGAUGUGAAUUGCUUAAAGAUCUUGCAUUAAUGGGUUUCAAGAAAAUUCACAUAGUGGAUAUGGACACAAUUGAACUUUCAAACUUAAAUCGGCAAUUUUUAUUCAGAAAAAAUGAUAUAGGUCUAUCUAAAGCUAAAUGUGCUGUUGAAUUUGUUAACAAAAGAAUACCUGGUUGUGAAGCAGUUGCACAUCAUUGUGCUAUUCAAGAUUUGGAUGAAGGAUUCUACCGUCAAUUUCACAUUGUGGUCUGCGGAUUGGAUUCUAUUGUAGCCAGACGCUGGCUGAAUGGCAUGCUCAUGUCAUUACUUCAAUACAAUGAUGAUAGAAGCUUAGAUCAAAGCAGCGUAAUUCCUCUUGUUGAUGGGGGAACUGAAGGGUUCAAAGGAAAUGCUAGGGUUAUUCUACCUGGAAUGAGUGCUUGCAUUGAAUGCACUUUAGACUUAUAUCCACCUCAGAAAACAUUUCCCCUGUGCACAAUUGCUAACACUCCAAGAUUACCAGAACAUUGCGUUGAGUAUGUAAAAGUAAUACAGUGGGCUAAGGAAAAUCCUUGGGGCGAAAGUACACCACUCGAUGGUGAUGAUCCACAGCAUGUAGGUUGGGUAUUGGAGAAGGCUCAGGAGAGAGCCUUAAAGCAUGGUAUUACAAAUGUAACAUACCGGCUCACACAAGGUGUUCUCAAAAAUAUAAUACCAGCUGUUGCUAGCACUAAUGCUGCCAUAGCAGCCGCUUGUGCUACUGAGGUAUUUAAACUGGCAACGUCUUGCUGCACAAACAUGAAUAACUAUAUGGUAUUGAAUAUGGCUGAUGGGGUGUACACAUACACCUUCAAUGCGGAGCGGCGGGCAGACUGCGUCGCUUGCAGCAAUACCACGAGGGUACUGGAGAUAGAAUCUGACGCCACCUUACAAAGAAUUUACGACAAGCUUUGUGAAGAUCAGGCUUAUAUGAUGAAGAGCCCUGGUAUAACUACAGUCAUAAAUGGUCGCAAUAAGACACUGUACAUGUCUUCAAUUAAAAGUAUUGAGGAAAGAACCAGGGAUAAUUUAAAAAAGAAAUUAUCUGAUCUUGGUCUCUUUAAUGGAGCUGAAAUAUUAGUUGCGGAUAUUACAACUCCUAAUACAGUUACAAUAAAAUUGAAAUUUUCGGAUAAUAUUGAUGUUGACAUGUCGCGUUAAACUUUUUCCAAUAUACAUUUUCCUUAAUUGCAAUAAAAAUC